UGGUGCGUCUGUAAUGGCAUGUGUUUAUUAAGUUUAGAAUGGUGCGUCUGUAAUGGCAUGUGUUUAUUAAGUUUAGAAUGGUGCGUCUGUAAUGGCAUGUGCGUUUGUUCAGAGAAAGGAAAGAAAACAAUGUAUCUUUGCAAGGGCGUUAACCAUGUCUUUACCCGAUAUUUAAUUCUACCUCUCGUUUUAUUUAAAAUUAAUUAAAUGUUUUUGGUUUAAAUUUUUAGAAUAUGUUGACACUUGCACUUGACAGAACUUGUGAACUAAAUUUGAUCCCUAUUUGAUAAGUAUUUAUUCAAUGAUGUCUUAAUGCAUUUUUUCAUUGCAAUUGUUUAUCAUGGAAGAUAUUUUCUUUUUUUUUUUUAAUUGAUUCCCUCCAAUAUGGAGUGAAACAACCAAAGAGCUCCAUGUAAGCCACUGUCAUGUCAUGUGACAUGUCGACCACUGUCAUGUCAUGUGACAUGUAAGCCACUGUCAUGUCAUGUUACAUGUAAACCACUGUCAUUUCAUCUGAGAUGUAAACCACUGUCAUGUAAUGUGACAUGUAAACCACUGUCAUGUCAUGUGACAUGUAAGCCACUGUCAUGUCAUGUGACAUGUAAACCACUGUCAUGUGGUGUGAAUUAAUGGUGUCCAUCCACAGAUUUAAGAAUAAUUUAACAUCAUCGAAUGAUUUGGAUAAAGAUGUCCACAAUGUAAGCCUCCAAAAAUCUCUAUCUACCAAAUCUCUAUUCCCCAAAUCUUUAACUCCAAAAAUCUCUACCUCCCAAAUCUCUAUCUCCCUAAUCUCUAUCUCCCAAAUGUCUAUCUCCCAAAUCUCUAUCUCCCAAAUAUCUAUCUACCAAAUCUCUAUUUCCCAAAUCUUUAACUCCCAAAUCUCUACCUCCCAAAUCUCUACCUCCCAAAUCUCUACCUCCCAAAUCACUACCUCCCAAAUCUCUAUAUCCCAAAUCUCUAUUUCCCAAAUCUCUACCUCCCAAAUCUCUAUUCCCAAAUCUCUACCUCCCAAAUCUCUAUUUCCCAAAUCUCUACCUCCCAAAUCGCU
Molecule: messenger RNA, 1048 nt
Organism: Lymnaea stagnalis (great pond snail)
Lineage: Eukaryota; Metazoa; Mollusca; Gastropoda; Lymnaeidae
Source: the annotation of a GenBank genome assembly